GCUGUGCAUGGAAGUGUGUGUGCGUGUGUGUGUUUUUGUGUGUACGUGUAUGCUCUAUGCGUGUGUGUGUGUGUGUGUGUGUGUGUGUGUGUGUGUGUGUGUGUGUGUGUGUGUGUAAGCUGCCUCCUCUCGUGCUGUCGACGACGACUGCCACCGAGUCUGACCGUGAGCAAACGGGAAUAAAAAAACACUCCGGGCGAACCGUAACACGGCGAUACUUCUUCCUGUGACCCGUCCAGUACGAGCUACCAGCGGGUCGGUCCAAAAACGAUGAGCCAGCCUCGGCCGGACGAGUUCAAGCCUCCUCCGGAGUGCCCGGUCUUCGAACCAAGCUGGGAAGAAUUCAGAGAUCCGUUUUCCUUCAUCAAUAAGAUCCGUCCCAUCGCCGAAAAAACGGGCAUCUGCAAAGUCCGCCCGCCUCCGGGUUGGCAACCUCCAUUUGCUUGCAACGUUGACAAACUUCACUUUGUUCCUCGGAUCCAGAGACUCAAUGAACUGGAGGCACAGACCAGAGUCAAGCUCAAUUUCUUGGACCAGAUUGCCAAAUUCUGGGAUUUGCAGGGAUGUGCCCUGAAGAUUCCUCAUGUGGAGCGAAAGAUUUUGGAUUUAUAUAAGCUAAACAAGCUGGUAGCAGAUGAGGGUGGAUUUGACCUUGUCUGCCAGGAGAGGCAAUGGACAAAGAUUGCACUACAAAUGGGGUUUGCCCCUGGCAAAGCUGUUGGCUCACACCUGCGAGGGCAUUAUGAGAAAAUUCUUUAUCCCUACAAUCUGUUUCAGAGUGGAGCAAACCUGCUGGCACCAGAGCCAGCUUCCAAACAGAAGCAUUUGGAGGCUGAUCCUGAACAUGAAAAGAAGGCAAUCCACCCAAUGGAGAACACAGAAAGCAUAGAUAGCAUGGACACCAAGGACACCAAGCUGCAGGACCAGGCUCAGAGGACGACUGCCCAGACGCCCGACACUAGCCCCACUGCUCGCAGAGCAAAGCGCAUGAAGUGUGAGGCCAUCUGUGUGAAGACAGAACCAGGUGAGCCCGGUGACAACAAGCCGAACCUGAGGCGGAGGAUGGGAUCGUUUGUCGUCAAGCAAGAACCAGAAAAAGAGAUUCCAAUUCCAGUGAAACAGGAACCAGUUGAAACUAAAGAACCAAUAGUUGAAGCUGACAAAUACAAGUCACGGUACAAGAAAAUCAUCCCUCCUGUUCUUCCAAGUCCAGUGGAUCUGGUUGUGUGUCUGGUGUGUGGCAGCGGGGGAGAUGAAGAACGCCUGUUGCUGUGUGACGGCUGUGACGACAGCUACCACACCUUCUGCCUCAUCCCUCCUCUACCAGACAUCCCCAAAGGAGACUGGAGGUGCCCCAAGUGCCUCGCUCAGGAAUGCAACAAGCCUCACGAGGCAUUCGGCUUUGAACAAGCAUACAGAGACUAUUCCCUGCGUGCAUUUGGACAAAUGGCUGACGCAUUCAAAUCUGAUUACUUCAACAUGCCAGUUCAUAUGGUACCCACAGAGCUGGUGGAGAAAGAGUUCUGGCGUUUGGUGGGAGCCAUCGAGGAGGAUGUUACUGUAGAAUAUGGAGCAGAUAUUGCCUCAAAGGAGUUUGGGAGCGGAUUCCCCAUUCCGAAUGGAAAAUUCAAAGUUUCUCCGGCUGAUGAGAAAUACCUGAAGUGUGGCUGGAACCUCAACAACCUGGCGAUGAUGAACCCUUCUGUACUGACUCAUGUGACAGCUGACAUCUGUGGGAUGACGCUGCCGUGGCUUUAUGUUGGCAUGUGCUUCUCCUCCUUCUGCUGGCACAUUGAGGAUCACUGGAGCUACUCCAUCAACUACCUGCACUGGGGGGAGCCCAAAACCUGGUAUGGAGCUCCUGGUUUUGCUGCAGAACAGCUGGAGGAGGUGAUGAGGAAACUGGCUCCAGAGCUGUUUGAGUCUCAGCCUGAUCUAUUGCACCAGCUGGUCACCAUCAUGAACCCCAACACCCUGAUGGCCCACGGAGUCCCAAUUUACAGAACAAACCAGUGUGCUGGUGAGUUUGUCAUCACGUUUCCCAGAGCCUACCACAGUGGCUUCAAUCAGGGCUUCAACUUCGCUGAGGCGGUCAACUUCUGCACUGUAGACUGGAUGCCUCUUGGCAGGCAGUGUGUUGACCACUAUCGUAUGCUGCGCCGGUACAAUGUGUUCUCCCAUGAUGAGAUGGUGUGCAACAUGGCUUCAAAAGCAAGCACGCUCGACGUUGUCCUGGCAUCAGCUGUCCACAAGGACAUGGUCAGCAUGUUACAAGAAGAGCAGAAACAAAGAGAGAAGGGGAAGAAAAUGGGGAUGGUGCUUACCAAGGAGGCAAAAUACGAUCACCUCCAGGAUGACGAGCGACAGUGUGCCAGGUGCAGGACCACCUGCUACCUGUCUGCUGUCACCUGUUCCUGCAGCCCAGGAGUACUGGUCUGUCUGCACCACAUCAACGACCUCUGCUCCUGUCCCAUCACCAACUACACACUGAAUCUCAGGUACACACUGGACGAGCUGUUCCCCAUGAUGAAUGCAGUGAAGCAGCGAGCUGAACUGUAUGAUGAAUGGGCCUCCCUCGUGAAAGAGACUCUUGAGGCUAAACUAGAAAAGAAGAAAGGCUUGCAAAUCUUUCGCUCCCUUCUUGCUCAAUCGGAGUCCAAGGUGUUCCCGGACAACGACAUGCUGCGUCGGCUACGUCUGGUCACACAAGAUGCAGAGAAGUGCUCCUCGGUGGCACAGCAGCUAUUGAAUGGCAAGAGGCAGACCAGGUAUCGGUUUGGAAGUGGAAAAUCAUGCAGCCAGCUGAGUGUGGAGGAGCUGAGUUCAUUUGUGAGGCAGCUGUAUAACCUCUCCUGCAGUCUCCCUCAAGCUCCCAUGUUGAAGGAACUCUUGAAUCGCAUUGAAGACUUCCAACAGCACAGUGAGAAGGUCCUGGCAGAUGAAGUUCCCAGCGUCGCUGAGAUCCAGAGCCUGCUAGACGUCAGCUUUGACUUUGACGUAGAGUUGCCUGAGCUGCCCCGCCUGAGAGUGAGGCUGGAGCAGGCACGCUGGCUGGAGGGGGCGCAGCAGGCCAGCACUCAGCCUACCACCCGGACUCUGGAGACCAUGAGGAGGCUCAUCGACCAGGGAGUCGGCCUGGUGCCUCAUCCAUCUGUGGAGAAAGCCAUGGCGCGCCUGCAGGAGCUGCUCACGGUAUCCGAGCACUGGGAGGACAAGGCGAGCAGUCUUCUCAAAGCCAGACCACCACACUCCAUAGAGACUCUUAGUGCUGCAGCUGAGAAGACGUCUAGCAUCCCCGCUUACCUCCCGAACUGUCGCCUUCUAAAAGACACUGUCAGAAAAGCCAGAGAGUGGCUUCAAGAAGCUGAGGAGCUUCAGGACGGUGAUUGCACACCGAUGAUGGACAGCCUCUCUGACAUGGUACUACGAGGACAAGCCAUUCAAGUCCGCCUCGAGCCUUUAGAACGGCUGGAGUCUUUAAUGAUAGAAGUGCAAGAAUGGAGAGAAUCGGCAUCGACAACCUUCCUUCAGAGAGACACGCCCUUUACCUUACUGGAGGUCCUGUGUCCAAGAUGUGAAGUUGGUAAUGUAGGUUCUCCAAAGAGAAAGGCCAAGAAAGGAAAAGAAUCGCCGAGAAGUAACAAAAAGAAACCGCCACGGCUGAACACUCUCAGUGACGUGGAAAAAGCUCUUUCAGAAACCAGAGAUUCUACCUCUGCAAUGGCAACUCUGGAGGAGCUGCGGGAGAGGGAGAUGGAGGCUUUCUCUAAUCUAAGGGCAGCAAAUGAGUCAAAGCUCCUUCCUACAGCAGACUGCAUGGACCUGAAGGUGUGCGUCUGUCAGAAGGCGCCCAUGGGUGCGAUGUCACAGUGUGAACUCUGCAGAAAUGCUUUCCACAGCGUGUGUGUCAGAGACCCAUCGGACUCCUGCGAAACACAGCCGUGGCUUUGUCCGCAGUGCCAGCGAUCGGAGAAGCCCCCCUUGAACAAAGCCGUCUCUCUGCUAGCAUCUCUGCGGCGCAUUGGGGUGCGCCUGCCAGAGGGCGACGCGCUGCACUAUCUGGUCGAGAGGACGGUUAACUGGCAGCACCGAGCACAGGAGAUCUCGCAGUAUUUUAACCUACCAGAACUGGAAGAGAGACCUGGAACUCCUCCCACUUUAACUCGUUGGGCAUCGGGCAGCCAUGAUGCUCACAACAACACUCAGGCUCCAUGUUUGACUCCAGAGUGGAAUAGGACAAGCCAUACUCAGACUGUCUUCUACACCGAGCAGAGAUGCAUCCCGCUGCAGGGCCUGAGUCAUGAUCUCGAGGAGCUGAUGGUGGAGGGGCUCCUGCUGCAGGUGUGUCUGCCAGAGGUGCAGAGCCUCUUCCACGUUUUAUUGGACAGAGCCAGCAGCCAGCACACCAACCGAUGCAUGUCACCGCCGCAGGACGAGUCCACAGACUGUAACAAACACAUGCAGUUUAACUCUCAGGGAACAAAUCUGCCACUGAACCAGGACGGCGUCAAUGGUGUGAGGGAAACUAUGAUUGACUCAGAAAAGAAAGCAAAGCGGCAUCUGGAGAGGGAAGGAUUAAAUGCAGAGCACAGAGGGAAGGACAAAAAGCACUCCCAUAAAAGACAGAAGAUGAAUAAAAAGAGGCCAGCCUCGACCUCGUCCUCUCCACGCUCUGAUUUCUCUCAGUCUGAUGACUCUGAUGAGGAAAUGGCUGUGUGUCCGGCAGAGAGGUGUCAGCUGCCGGAGGGAGAUGAGGUGAAUUGGGUCCAGUGUGACGGCAGCUGUAACCAGUGGUUCCACCAAGUCUGCGUCGGUGUCACAGCAGAGAUGGCAGAGAAGGAGGACUACAUUUGUGUCAGGUGUACACUGAAAGAUGGACACAUGAGAAAAUGAAGAGAAAGUAAGGAGGUCUGUUUGUCAUCAGUCCGUUUAUUCGAGCCACCAGUCUGGAUAUGUCACUGAUCCUAAGCCCCACCUCCUUCUGUCCAACCCUUUUGUAACAACGGUGCUAUCUCCUCUUUGACUUGUUGUCCAGAACUAUAAUGUUUAUUUUUUAUUUUUACUAUAUAUAUAUUUCUUUCUUUCUUCUUAUGAAUUGUUUGUGGUUGUCUCAAUGAAAAAAAAAUACACAGGAUGUGAAGUGUGCUGCAUGAGAUUCCAUAUCAUCAGCGCAAAGGAGUCUUUAGAACAUUAAAGAGGUAAAUCAAGGGGUAAUAUUAUCUUCUCUGGAACCUCCUUGCAUGUUGAACCAGAGCUAAGGGGAAGGGAGUCACGGUUUUUCAUCCCCUAUUCCCCCAAAAAAUUACUAUACGUUUCUUUAAAAUCCAGUGUUUAGUACAUGCAUCUUAAUAUAAUUAUUCCCAUUUUUUUGUAGAAUAGGUUUAUUUAUCUGAGCAAUAAUUUGUGUCCGAAUCGACUUAAAUGGCUUGAUCUCCGCUGAGAUGUGUUGGUGCUUUAGCGAUGGUGUGAUGUACAGAGAGCGACACAGAUGGAUGGAUUACAUCUGUGGUGAUGGGCGAUGACAUGUUACCACCACAGCAUGUAAUGCAGGUCACGUGGGGAGGAUUUUAGGGUCGCUGAAGAUGUUAUAAGUUUAUAUUGUGGAAUAAAGCCCUUUUUGUUCUAUGGAGAAGUCCCAUCAUUUCACUUGAAAACAUGGAAGAAAGAAACCACUAGAUGUCCUCGUAAACAUGGUUUGAUAUGGAACUCGUUUAUUGUUCUUUGUAUCUAGUGUACACCUGUUGGUAACCAAGUUCUGAACUACACAAAUAAAAAUGCCUAAAGGGGAGGGAUCAUUUA
Molecule: messenger RNA, 5799 nt
Organism: Cyclopterus lumpus (lumpfish)
Lineage: Eukaryota; Metazoa; Chordata; Actinopteri; Perciformes; Cyclopteridae
Gene: kdm5bb
Product: lysine (K)-specific demethylase 5Bb
Exons: 28
Coding region: 271-4893 (1540 amino acids)
Biological process (GO): chromatin remodeling
Cellular component (GO): nucleus
Molecular function (GO): histone demethylase activity; DNA binding
Source: RefSeq, a predicted model, not a curated record